Molecule: messenger RNA, 1713 nt
Organism: Trichomonas vaginalis G3
Lineage: Eukaryota; Parabasalia; Trichomonadida; Trichomonadidae
Product: ankyrin repeat and SOCS box-containing protein 4 family
Exons: 1
Coding region: 1-1713 (570 amino acids)
Molecular function (GO): protein binding
Source: RefSeq, a predicted model, not a curated record
AUGUCCGAUCAAAACUUUCAUCCAAGCAAUUACAGCAAAUUGCGAAGUACCUACAAAUACUAUAUCGAUAUAUAUAAUGCGUUGUAUCAGUUGAAAAAAGAAAAAGAAGAAGAAUUAAACUCGAUUUACAAGAUUAUCAAAAUAGAAUUGAUUGAUUCAAAUAAAUAUCCUCCCCAAAAUAUGAUAAAAGACAUUUUAAAUAUCAUUCCGUAUAAUAAUCGCUUUGCAAAGUCAUAUUUAACUCUUGCCAAACUCAUAUCUGAUGAAUAUCAUGUCAAAGAGGUCAACAGCGUCAGGAACGUUUCAAAAUUCCUUUUUUAUAAAGAAUAUGGAAUUAAAUCAGACAAAUCUGAUGAUUUCCAAAAAGAUUAUUUUAACAAUCUCGAAAUUCACAUAGAUGAUACAAUAUACAAAGCAAUUAUGAAUAAUGACUUAGAAAGAUUCAUUGCAUUCACAGAAAGAGAAUGGUUUGAUAAAAAUCAAAGUGUUAAAAGCAGUUUAUAUCCAUAUUCCGACGAAGGAUAUUCAUUACUUGAAUUAUGUUGUUACCAUGGAGCAGUUGAUUGUUUCAAGUUCUUAAGAACAAAAUUUAACUCAGAAAUAACUCAAAAAUGCCUCAGAUUUUCAUUUUUAGGAGGAAAUCCAGAGAUCAUGAGUGAAUGCUUGAAACAUCAAGAACCAGAUAAAGAAUGCAUGGAAUAUGCAAUUAUUUCACAUAACAUUGAUUUUAUUACAUUCUUGAUGAAUGAGUACAAUAUAGAGAUCGAUUUAAAAUACUGUGGAGCUUACAAUAACCUUGAAUCCUUUUUAGUUUGUUUUGAUCAAACUGAUGAUUUUAUCAAAUUUUUUGUUUAUUCACCGAUGUUUAAUAUUCCAUCCCUUUUCGAAUACUUCCUCUCACAUGGUGUGAAUGUCAAUGAAAAAUAUAAAGAUGGAGAAACUGCACUUCAUAUUGCAGCAUGGAAUAAUAGUAAAGAAACUGUUGAAUUUCUUAUUUCAUAUGGCGCAAAUAUCAAUGAAAAGGAUAAAGAUGGACGAACCACACUUCAUAUUACAGCAUGGAAUAAUAGUAAAGAAAUUGCAGAAGUUCUUAUUUCACAUGGUGCAAAUAUCAAUCAAAAAGAUAAAGAUAGAGAAACUGCACUUCAUAUUGCAGCAUCGCAUAAUAGUAAAGAAACUACCGAAGUGCUUAUUUCACAUGGUGCAAAUAUCAAUCAAAAAAAUAAAGAUGGAGAAACUGCACUUUAUAAUGCAGCAUGGAAUAAUAGUAAAGAAAUUGCAGAAGUUCUUAUUUCACAUGGUGCAAAUAUCAAUCAAAAAGAUAAAGAUAGAGAAACUGCACUUCACAUUGCAGCAACGCAUAAUAGUAAAGAAACUGUUGAAUUUCUUAUUUCACAUGGUGCAAAUAUCAAUGUAAAAAUAAAGAAGGAGAAACCGCACUCCAUAUUGCAGCAUGGAAUAAUAGUAAAGAAACUGCCGAAGUGCUUAUUUCACAUGGUGCGAAUGUCAAUGAAAAAGAUAAAUAUGGAGGAACUACACUUCAUGCUGCAACACGGAAUAACAGUAAAGAAACUGUUGAAUUUCUUAUUUCACACGAUGCAAAUAUCAAUGAAAAGGAUAAAGAAGGAGAAACUGCACUUCAUGUUGCAACACGGAAUAAUAGUAAAGAAAUUGCCGAAAUGCUUAUUUCACACGGUGCAAAUAUCAAUGUAA